ACUUUCCAUGCUGGGCGAAGACAUCUACGCCAACGCCGAGUCGCCCUUCGAGUUCGAGAACGAUUUCUUCAAGGGCAGGAUGCUCUUCCUCGUCAAGUGCAACCCCCCGGACCCCAAGUGGGCCGCUCAUUUCGAGGGCAGCAACAGCAACAGGGCUUUCGAGAUGCAGAUACAGGGGAAGCUCAAGCUGCUGCCCAAGGGCGAGGUGUACAUGGGGGGCGAGCUGGACGAGCGGCCGAAGCAGGGGCUGGUCACCCAGACCGUCUCCAAAAUCGUCAUGAGCUUCGCCAAGCAGAUGGUGAAGAGCCUUCACUACAGCUUCGGGGAGAGGCGUCCCCCGUCAGAUCCCCUCGACAUCGAGAAUCCGCACGUGACCUUCCCUCUGUACAGGGUGAUGGACUGGUUCGUGGUGACAGCAGAAGACGAGAAGCCCCCAACCCUAGGCGGUGCAUUGACGGAGUCGGCCGAGGAGAGGGCCGCAAGGAGAGGGGGGAAGAGCCCCGACAUCGUCUGGAGUACCGACGUCACCUAUACCAUGGCCUUCCAAAGCGGCAUCGUAAACUUUCAGGACUGGGCGGUGACGGGCGUCCCCGGCCAGGGUAACCUGGACCUCAACACGUUCCUGUGCAAGCAGCCGGUUAGCGUAGUGGUGUACGACUUCACGGCGGCAAACCCGUCCGCCGCGACGCACAAGGCCAGCGACAAGUCGUACAUGUUCAGAUGCACGAUAUCGAACGAUUCCCCAGGGCAGGUCGCCCGCCCGGCCUUAGCGGCGGUAGCGGCACAAGGACCCGGAGCAUCUCCAGCGGCGGCGGCAGGCGGGGUGGGCACAGAGAAGAAACAGGACGGUGGCGGAGUUGAAGAAUCGGAAGAUGGUGUGGGUUUAUCUGGGUCCUCCGGGGACGCGCGGGCGAGUGAGGUCACGACGGCCGGGAUAUUCGACCCUUCGGACGAACAGCCCGAGCAAGAUAAGGACAAGGAACGAGGAGGAAGGGCGUCUUCGACGGCGACGUGCGGGCUCCCGCGCCUCGACAGCACGGGAUAUCUCUCGCGGGCGAUCUCAGCCGGAGGGCUGUCGUCGGUGUCGCAGCUGGCGGCCCACAAGUCUUACUACGUCCCGGCGGUUGCCGCCCCGGACGAUAAGGAGGUCAGCGGGAAGGGCCUGGUCAAGAGUGGAGUUGUCCUCCCGCUCCUCAUGGGCGGAGUCGGCGAGAACCGAUUGCAGCAGUCGCCAACUCGCCAGAGCACCUCUACGUCCUACCACGACUUCCUCGGCGAGGGUAACGGGGGGCGCGUCGCUAUGAGGAGGGGUACUGCCAUGCCUGCCGGACUCCAGGUAGUGAAGGUGGGCGGAGGCGAAGGAACUUUCCGAUCGGACUACCUUUACGACGGCGAUGUCAUCGUUCUCCAUCACCCGGAGAGUCGGAAGUUCGUGAGAAUCGGCAGAGGGUGGGCGCUCGGAUGGUCUUCCAAAGCGUCAGCAUCGAAGAUUCACUUCGUCGUGAGCGGGAUAGAGCCGGGCCGUCCCCUUGCCCACGGGCAGGCGUUCUUCCUUAGGUCUAGGAAGUGGCCGGACUGGAAAGUGGGGGUCGCGCAGCAGACGUCAACCAAGGUUGGGGGCAGGGGACUCGGGUGCUUCAACGAGGGGAAGCGGCGAAAUACAACUCGUCUCUCUCUCCUCACUCUCGUGGCGAGGCCUUGGUUUGAUCCGGACAAGGAGGGCGUGAUCCCGGCGCUGGAGGCAGAGGCAGACGCGAUCACUAUCUCGGUCAGGGGUCCGUUCGAAGACUUGGUUUCGGGAGAGGACGAGGAAGACGAGGAAGAAGAAGAAGAUGAAGACGCCAAGUCUGAGGUGGAUGAGGGCGAGUACGACUCCGACGUCGACCGCACGGAGGUGGACCGAGGGCUCAAGACCCAGACCUCGCUCGCCGAAGACGGAAUCUCAGCCAAGGCUGCACGCGCGAUGCGGUGCUACCCAGAACAUGUUACCUCUCUCCGGGUGAGCGUGCCCGCCUGGGUGGAGUUCCUGCACCGUGAAAGGCGCCAAGGCCAGUUGGCCUUCCUCCUCGCCGUCCACGCCACCGUCCCACCGCCCCCGUCGUCGACGUCGUCAACCCCGCCACCAACGGCACCGAUGUCCGCCACGACUGCCACCGCUGACAAGACUAGCGAGCCUUCCGAGGCUUCGGCCGGCAAAGCGGUUGUGGGUACCCCCGCGGACAACCCCACCAGCAACGGAUCCCCCACCAAGACCGCUGUUGCUGCUGCACCAGGGGACGGUGCGUCCGUGUCCCCUUCCCGGGGGAAGCAGCCGCCUGCGCCCGCCUGGACGUGCGUGAGGACGGGCAGGGAGCUGGCUGGUGCCGUGCAGGCCUUCCGGGAGAACGUCGCCGGCAGCGUCGCGGCGGGGACGUGGCGACCGAGGCCGAGGCCCAGAGUGAUCAAGCACAUGGGCACGGCGGACCAGAGCGUUCGGCUGUUGAACCACGAGAUCUCCGAGAUGCAGCGAUGGGAGGCGUCCUUCAGGGGCGUGGAUGGUAGCGCAGCAUCCCCUCCCACGAAGGCUGCCCCUUCCCCCGGCUCUGCCGACACUCUCGAGGCUGACCCGGACAGCGGUACCGCUACAGGAGGGAUACUUUCGGACGGGGAUGGCAACGUGUCGUCCCCGCCCCGCCUCCGCUCUUGUGCAACCGACCUGGGAAGCAGACACUCCAUCUCCUCGGCUGGUCUCGGUGCCGAUUCGGGAGCCAAGAGCGGUGUGACUACUGCUUCUUCUAGUGCCCCGACCACGCCAGUACCCGAAGGCGUUUCCACGGACGUUGGGAGUCAAGGAAGGGGGGUGACUGCGCCGUACCGGCUGCUCUGCGAGUCGAUUACCUUUCCAGGGGAGCUGGACCGUCACUUCUUGAGCGGCUCGAGCGCGAGCGACGUCGGCGUGACGGUGAUGAUUUCGAGCACCCUGCCGAUCCUCGGCUCCGCUGUGGCGCGGUGUCUGUGGGAGUCGCAUUGGCGAGAGGAGUGGGCGGUCUUGCUCCCGUCGCAUGUGGCCUGCUACAUGCCGCUGUCCAAGAAGCCGGCGUGGGUGCUUCAGCUUGGGGCCCUCCACAAGGCGUCGGCGGUGUCCGACGAGCGCUGCCCUCUCCCCGGGCUCCGCUGCCUCUGUCUCGAGACCGUCGGGCGCGCGCACUACCUUUGCUUCACCAGCCGCACCUCGAGGGACACCUGGCUCGCGGAGAUUUUGCGACUCUCCAAGGGUGGCAUCGUAGACUCUCCUUCCGCGCUGGAGCUGAGCCAGGACCCGCGAGAAAUGUACGUGCUCAAGACCGCUCAGUGGCGGAUGCCUCCGAGGCUUGUCCUUAACGCACGAAGGCCGGUUUUCGAUCUCUCUGAGGACGUCCUUCAGAAGGUCGUCAUAGAUGAGCAGCAGCAGCAGCAGCAGCAGCAGCAGCAGCCGUGGGUGCUAGCGGCGGAGGCGCUGCGAUCUGCCUUCAAGGUACCGUUCCUCGACCUGGCGUCCGCGUUUCGCAAGGUUGACCUCAGCCGGCUGGAUUUGGACUCCGACGAGGCGUUGUGCUUCUUCGGCAAUCUAUACCACCUUCUCGUGAGGCACAUGCUGCUUGUCCUGGGUGCUCCCUCUUCUGCCAAGGAGUGGCCAUCGAGGUUUGCUGAGGUUUCCUACGAAGUAGGCGGUGACGUGUUCUCGCUGCAGGAGCUGGAGCAUUGCGUGCUGAGGGGAAAGCUGCCGAGGCCGAGCCUCAAGGACUUGCCGAAGCGGUUCGCGCCCCUUCCUCCCGAGCUGGACGACCACUACGCCUACAAAUUGGGAAAGGCGGACGCACGGAUCAGUUUGUUCUUGAACAACGCGUCGCAGUCGAACCCCACGUCGGUGGUUCUCUUGUCUCCAGAGAAAAUCGACGAGCAGCUAAACCACGCGUGCCAGGCGUUCGUCGACCACACGUUUAAGACGGACUUGAAACGGAGACAGAUCCUGGUGCACAAGGUGUUCCAGCUGUACGCGAGAGACCUCCAGCCCCGCGCGACGUCCACGGACAUGGUCCGGUACGGCCUCCGCUUCGCUGGGAAGGCAGUCUUUCACGGCCUGUCGGCCCUCGAGGUCAACAUCUCCCAGGCGCACAUCAGGACUGACCGCAGUCGUACCCCCGUGCUCUUGAAGAAUAUGUAG
Ectocarpus sp. CCAP 1310/34 is the source of this 4183-nucleotide messenger RNA. The record is from the annotation of a GenBank genome assembly. Lineage: Eukaryota; Phaeophyceae; Ectocarpales; Ectocarpaceae.